AGCCGACGUGGGCACCAGCCCCCGCGCCCGCCCUGUGGUCCUGUCCCUGCGCCCGCUCGGAACCUGCUCAGUGAGCUGACAGGGCGGCGGGCUAGCGGCGAGCGGGCUUCUGCGAGCUCGAAGAGGCGCAGGCCUGUCCCGGAUCCCCGCAGGUCUGCGUGGCUGUUGUCCCCAGCACUCUGUGACGCCUGACAAGGAGGCGCAACCUGUCCAGAGUCUCUACAGGCCAGGAAAAGCACGGGAAACCUCACCAUGGAGAAACCCUACAGCAAAAAUGAAGGAAAACUUGAAAAGGAGGGAAAACCGGAAGAUGAAGUAGAGCCUGAAGAUGAAGGAAAGUCAGAUGAGGAAGAAAAGCCAGACGAGGCGGGAAAGCUAGAGGAUGAGGGACAGCCAGAUAAUGAGGGACAGCCGGGAGAUGAAGGAAAGCACGAAAAGCAGGGAAAGUGCGAAGAUGAGGGCAAGUCACAGGGCGAGGGCCAGCCAGAAUCCCAGGCAAAGCCAGAGAGCGAGCCGCGGGCCGCCGAAAAGCGCCCGGCUGAGGAUUAUGUGCCCCGGAAAGCAAAAAGAAAAACGGACAGGGUUACGGACGAUUCCCCCAAGGACUCUCGGGAGGACUUACAGGAAAGGCAUUUGGGCAGUGAGGAGAUGAUGAGAGAAUGUGGAGAUAUGUCAAGGGCUCAGGAAGAGCUAAGGAAAAAACAGAAAAUGGGCGGUUUUCACUGGAUGCAAAAUGUCCAGGAUCCAUUCGCUCAAGGGGCCAACGGGGUGUCCGGGGAGUGAGGGGCGGAGGGAGAGGCCAAAGGGGCUUACACGAUAUCCCAUACCUUUAAUGCCUUUGGCCUUCAAUUCUGACUUCUCUGAUGAGGAUAUUGCUGGCCCUGCUUUCCCUGGUAGAUAUUUGCCAGGCCCUGUGCUUUAACCUUAAGCUGUUACUUUGCUUUAGGUGUCACUCUCGUUACCAGCAGCCUUUUGAUUCAACUAUAGCUUUCCUGUCUUUUAGUAGAAGAUUUUCACCCAUGUGCAUGGAAGAGAUGUACAUUGUCAAAUAACAAUAAAAAGUUUGCAGAACCACA
This is a messenger RNA of Galeopterus variegatus (Sunda flying lemur), 1076 nucleotides long. RefSeq names its product transcription elongation factor A protein-like 3. Lineage: Eukaryota; Metazoa; Chordata; Mammalia; Dermoptera; Cynocephalidae. The record is from RefSeq and is a predicted model, not a curated record.